AUGUCUAUCUCGGUGAAAUUGGUAGCGGCAGAAUCCCUAUACAAGAGGGAUGUAUUCAGAUCACCGGAUCCAUUUGCUGUAUUAACAGUGGAUGGAUAUCAAACAAAAUCUACUUCGGCAGCCAAGAAGACUUUGAACCCAUAUUGGAAUGAAACCUUUAAAUUCAACGAUAUCUCGGAAAGCUCCGUAUUGACUAUUCAAGUAUUCGACCAAAAGAAAUUUAAAAAGAAGGAUCAAGGCUUUUUAGGUGUAGUUAAUAUUAAGAUUAAUGAUGUCCUAGGUGAUGUUAAUGAUUCUCACACUGGGAAAGAAGAAACAAUCACUAGAGACUUAAAGAGAUCAAAUGAUAAUUUGGCUGUCAGUGGUAGAUUGAUCGUUGUAAUGUCAAGAAUUAAUGAUACCACUCCUACUGCUACUGCUACUGGUACCACUGGCACCACUACUAACCGUACUCAUGCUGCAACAAGUAGUACUUCGAAUUCACGUACUACUGGGAAUGGAACUCAUAGAUCAUCUAGAGCAAGUUCUUCUACCAAUAAUACAAGUAAUAACCAUUCUACUUCGGGUACGACUACAGCUACCGCUACUACUGCUGCUCAAUCUGUAGAAAAUACUUUACAAAGUGGUACAGCAGCAACUACCACAACAGCUCAAACUUCUACUACUUCUAAUGGUAACAACAAUGGUUCAAAUAGACAAUAUUCUUCAUUCGAAGAUCAAUAUGGCCGUUUGCCUGCUGGUUGGGAAAGAAGAACAGAUAAUUUUGGUAGAACAUAUUAUGUCGAUCAUAAUACUCGUACUACUACAUGGAAACGUCCUACUGUAGGACAAACGGAUGAAGAAAGAAACGCAAACACAGAAUUGGAAAGAAGACAACAUCGUGGGAGAACUUUACCAGGUUCAAGUUCUUCAACUAAUGGUUCUGAAAAUAACGUAAGCGUUCAAGUUAAUAAUAGUAGUACUACACCAGCAGUAAAUGGUGCUGUUGCUGCUGCUUUUGCGGUGUCGGGCUCUACAACUUCAGGACUUGGCGAAUUACCUUCAGGUUGGGAACAAAGAUUUACUCCAGAAGGACGUGCUUAUUUUGUUGAUCAUAAUACAAGAACAACAACCUGGGUAGAUCCAAGAAGACAACAAUACAUCCGUACGUAUGGUCCAACUAAUACUACUAUUCAACAACAACCUGUAUCUCAACUAGGUCCUUUACCAUCAGGUUGGGAAAUGAGAUUAACAAAUACAGCAAGAGUUUAUUUUGUUGAUCAUAAUACAAAGACUACGACAUGGGAUGAUCCAAGAUUACCUUCAUCAUUAGAUCAAAACGUACCGCAAUAUAAGAGAGACUUUAGACGUAAAGUGAUCUAUUUCAGAUCACAACCUGCUUUAAGAAUCUUACCAGGUCAAUGUCACAUUAAAGUUCGUAGAAAGAAUAUCUUUGAAGAUGCUUAUCAAGAAAUAAUGAGACAAACUCCAGAAGAUUUAAAGAAAAGAUUAAUGAUUAAGUUCGAUGGUGAAGAAGGUUUGGAUUAUGGUGGUGUCUCACGUGAAUUCUUCUUCUUAUUAUCUCAUGAAAUGUUUAAUCCAUUCUAUUGUUUAUUUGAAUAUUCCGCUCAUGAUAAUUAUACUAUUCAAAUCAAUCCAAAUUCUGGUAUAAACCCUGAACAUUUGAAUUAUUUCAAAUUUAUCGGAAGAGUCGUCGGAUUAGGUGUAUUCCAUAGAAGAUUUUUGGAUGCAUUCUUUGUCGGUGCGUUAUAUAAGAUGAUGUUAAGAAAGAAAGUCAUGGUACAGGAUAUGGAAGGUGUCGAUGCCGAAGUGUAUAAUUCUUUGAAUUGGAUGCUUGAAAAUAGUAUUGAUGGUGUUCUUGACCUCACGUUUAGUGCCGAUGAUGAAAGAUUCGGUGAAGUGGUUACUGUGGAUUUGAAACCAAAUGGACGUAACAUUGAAGUUACAGAUGAAAACAAAAAAGAAUACGUUGAAUUGUUCAGUCAAUGGAAGAUCGUAGAUAGAGUACAGGAACAAUUGAAGGCAUUUAUGGAUGGUUUCAAUGAAUUAAUACCCGAAGACCUUGUUACAGUCUUUGAUGAAAGAGAAUUGGAACUGUUGAUCGGUGGUAUUGCAGAGAUCGAUAUCGAAGAUUGGAAAAAACAUACAGAUUACAGAGGUUAUCAAGAAUCUGAUGAUGCUAUCCAAUGGUUCUGGAAGACCGUUAGUGAAUGGGACAAUGAACAAAGAGCAAGAUUAUUACAAUUUACAACAGGUACAUCAAGAAUACCAGUCAAUGGGUUCAAAGAUUUACAAGGGUCUGAUGGUCCAAGAAGAUUUACAAUUGAGAAAGCUGGUGAAAUACAACAAUUACCAAAAUCACAUACCUGUUUCAAUAGAGUGGAUUUACCACCAUAUACUGAUGUUGACUCCUUGAAACAAAAAUUAACGUUGGCCGUUGAAGAAACCAUAGGUUUUGGUCAAGAAUGA
Molecule: messenger RNA, 2469 nt
Organism: Maudiozyma barnettii
Lineage: Eukaryota; Fungi; Ascomycota; Saccharomycetes; Saccharomycetales; Saccharomycetaceae
Gene: RSP5
Product: NEDD4 family E3 ubiquitin-protein ligase
Exons: 1
Coding region: 1-2469 (822 amino acids)
Biological process (GO): ubiquitin-dependent protein catabolic process
Molecular function (GO): ubiquitin protein ligase activity; protein binding
Source: RefSeq, a predicted model, not a curated record